AUGCGAACAGCGCAGUAAGUUUCUGCAGUGAAGAAGCUGCAGAUGGACAUCCAACACUUCAGUGCACAAGAGGAUGAGGAUGCUGGUAAGAAAUGCAAGGCAGAGUGGAUUCAUAUCUUACCACCCAGUGAGCACCUGCUAGCGGCUGUUUAGCUCUCACAGAGAGCGUUGGGUGGGACCAUUGGCUUUUGUGCUCCACCUGCUUCCAGAUAAAUGAACUGGAAUAUCUUCUCUAUUGAACUGGAUCGUGCUGGAAUGACAUUCAAGUGAAAAGUUAUGAUCGCAAAUGCUCAUGAGUUGUUGCACACUAGUUGACUGGUGCAUCUCUCUGUGUGCGGAUCGGGUACCCGUGUGUGAUCAUUUCCGAAGGGCACGUUGCAUUCACUUUCACACAGUGAGUCAGUGAGCGCGCUUCAGAUGCAUGCACUGUUUGAUCGCAAUUGGAAAGGGCUGGGAAUCGAUCUGUCGCCGCCGGUCUCGUUGCCCCACGCUGCCGUGAGGAUGUUCAGCUGUGUCGGGUGUUUUUGGGUGCUCCUCUCCUCCGCCCUGGUCGCGGUCUGCAGUUUCAGUUUUAUCUCCCCCGCGUGGAUCGUGAAGGAGCACCUGAAAAACAAGGACUCGGUGAGUUUCGGGCUCCUCUGGCACUGCUCCGAGUCUCUGGAUCACAUGUACAGAUGUUACACCUUCGGCGGGCUGGGCAAAUUUCAGGAGAUUCCUUCAAGCACUUGGCAGACGAGUGCAGUGCUGUGUUCAGGAGGAUGUGCUCUCUUGGCAGUCAGCUCACUGCUGGCCAUCAUCACCAUCUUCCUGCCCGGUGGAGCCUGUGAGAGGAGGAUCUGCACGCUGGCUGGAUACAUGCAGAUGGCUGCAGUGUUCAUUAUGGGAUCUGGUCUACUGGUCUUCCCCUUCGGUCUCAACUCCAGCCUGGUCAAGUCUUUCUGCGGGAACUCUGACAUCUACAAUGCCGGGGAGUGUCAGAUAGGAUGGGGCUACAUGCUGGCUAUUGUGGGCGUCAUGCUCACCCUCUUCCUGCCCUUUUUUGCCAAGUAUGCCCCCAAAGAGCAGCUGUCACCGACCCCAUUGCCCACCCUUUUAUAGGGCAUUAAAGACCACCAUCUACAAUAUUCACCCUGCUCAUAAUUAUGAAGUGAUCAUUUUGACAUCAGACAGAACAGACUGCAAAGUCUCAACGUUAUUUCCUUGGUUAGUAAUGAUGUUGUGAUGAAGAUAAUGUCGUUUGGGAGCAGAACUGAAGACCUAACCCCCUAUAUCCUGUUUUUGUGCAGUUAUCUUCCUUUAUUGGAUAACGUCCUUUCUUCCUUCAGAAUCAGAUUUAUUUACUUAUUUUGAAAUGUAAUAAUGUAUUUGGGUAUUUCUCUCCCUUUCUAAAUUGUUUAAAAUGUCUGUUGUCUUAGUUUUUUUUUUUCAUUGAUGACCUUUAAGGACUAACUACUGAAAAUAAAUGAGGAAAAUGGACCAUGAGGCAAAGUAGUAUUUUCAUGAUUUCAUUUGCAUUGGUUGCAAAACCAAAAACAGCAAAACUUAAUGACAAUUAACAAUUUCCAAUCAAAUUUUACUGUCGACAUGCAAUGAACAGAAAGAGAAGUGGUAGUCCCUUUGGACAACAUAUCAGGAUCUCUGAAAAUAUCUACUAACAACUGUAAAGGACCUUUUACUAAGUUUACAGGAGCUUCUGAGAAACUGGAUUAAAACUCAAUAAAUCUGACAGCUCUGUUAGAAAGUUUAGCUUUAUACAGUUUGUAGCACCUGAUAUACUGCAGUACUUAUUCAACAAGGACCAACACUGGCGUAAGUAAACUAAAAACUUUUUAUCCUCUGUAAGUCUUACUACUGUAAAAUCACAGGCUUCUUUAUUUGUACUGUUUUCUUCACUUCUUUUCUCAUGAAAACCCUUUGAGAUCCAUGAAGGAACUAAUUAUUUAAAUGGCUUUAAACUGCCAUACUGCAUCAUGUUGACCUCAAAGAGGACAAUUCAUACAUGAACAAAAGCAUCGACUUCUUAACAACUGUAUGUGUAAGUGACAACUGAACAAACUAAAAUCAUGUGUUUUUCAGAUCGUUUGCCUAUUUCCUGAGUAAACAGGAAAUGUUGUGAAGCCUCCUUAUGCUUUCUUUACUGUAACACCUACUACAACUGAAUUAUUCAGGAUUAAACGAAAAUUAGGAGCAAGGCAAAGACAUGUACUGACAGACGUUCUCACUUAAAAGUUGGGUUUAAGUCAGCACUCGGACACUAUGUUCUGGAAAAUACCAACUUCUAACCAACUUGUGCCUUUUGACCAUUGCUAAGACUUAAGUACCUUUCAUCAGGUUAUCUACUACUUAAAAUCAUGUUGUAAAUGCUUUUGUUACGUUAACAUUGUGCAUUGUGUGUGUCUCCAUAAUGAUGAUUAUGAGUGUGUUUUAGCUGAAAGAUUUUAAUGUUGGUGCUUCAAGACAAGCUGACGAUUUGUAAUGUUUUGAAGGAAUUGCAAAGUUAAAUGAUGAAAGCAAAAUUAACAAGUGAUUGAAUGACAGCAAGAGUAAAAGCAAUUUAGUCCUGAUUUGUCAUAAGAGAUGUAUCCAUUACUUGCUGACAUUUGUUGUUACGAUCAAAUUAAUGUGCUAAUGCAUUUACUCUUGGCACAGCAAUACAGUGAAUAUAAAGCUUCUACUUGGAUCAUUCCAUAUUGCACCUGGCCCACUUUUACCAAUGUGUUGAUACAUUUGUGUAAUGUGUACAGAUUGGUAAAAAGAAUGACACUCAAAAUACCCCACUGACCCCGCUGGUAGAUUUAACGUUAACUUCUUUCAUAUUUCCAUGAUAAGGAUGAGCAUACACUGAAAAAUGUACUUUUAAGUUAUCCAGGCCCAGACAGAAUCUGCAGAUUUCUGCGGAAUGGAUUUAAAUGAAUUGUGUUAAGAAGGGCUGCGACACUGCAAGUACUACACUAUUAUUGGUAGCUAAAUGCAUAAUCAAAUUAGUCAAAAAUAUUUCAAAUUUAAUUCACAUAUGCAAUGUGAAUAACGGCCAUUUAAAUUCUGUGUAAUUCUGAAAAGUUCUGUGGGUCCAAAUUCUGUGUGGGCCUGCCUAUAACAUACACAAUACUUAGUGGACAGAACACAACAUUACUCUGGCAUCAGAUGUCAAACAUAAGCAGGCCCUUUAAACGUGAUUAUGUAGGAGUACACUGACUGUAUCCUUGGGUUGCUUUGAUGGUGAUGGCAAUCUGCAUUCUUGAGAUUCAUCUAUAUCAUGUAUGUGAAGUCUGACCACUGGUAGAACUUAGAACUUGUAGAUAAGUACUAUGGGUUUCCCCACUGUUAUGUUUUGGUUGUUAAUAAUUCUGUAACAUGCCAUCUUGCGGAUGGUUGGUUAUCUUUUGAAAGAUAUAUUUUGAGAUGUUACCUCAUCAUUGUGUUUAACCAUUGAAUCUUUAAAAUUGCUGUUAUGUGUUUCUUCUUUGUAAUAAACCAUUUCAUAAAAUACUGCGAAUUUACGUCUUUUAAAUGAAGACACUA
Molecule: messenger RNA, 3522 nt
Organism: Myxocyprinus asiaticus (Chinese sucker)
Lineage: Eukaryota; Metazoa; Chordata; Actinopteri; Cypriniformes; Catostomidae
Product: LHFPL tetraspan subfamily member 7 protein
Exons: 3
Coding region: 418-1098 (226 amino acids)
Cellular component (GO): membrane
Source: RefSeq, a predicted model, not a curated record